UUGAGUUUAAUUUUGUUUCUUUCAAUUAACUAACUUACAUUUUCUUGCUAUUCAUCAAAUUAACUAAUUUCUAUUAAAAAUUGUUAUUUUACACCAUCGUUGUUUAGAUUGUUAAUUGUUGAUUAACUAUACGAAUCAUGUUUUCUACUGGUAGUCAAAGAAAAUGUUGGAUGUUGAAAAAUGAGAAAGAGUUAACUACUUUGAGAGAAGAAGCUAAUUCCCGAUUUAUUAACAAUUUUAAAUCUAAUUAUUCGCGGAAACAAGAGUUGUCCCGAGAACAUUUCUUGUCACCAAGUGAAGAAAGGAUUUUGCUUAGACAUUAUGAGUCAAUUGUUAGAGAUUUUUGUCGAAAAUUUCAACCUUCAAUGCCAAAGACAGUUGUAGGGACAGCUUUCCAGUUCUAUAAAAGAUUCUAUCUGAAUAAUUCUGUCAUGGAUUAUCAUCCGAAACACAUGGUGGUCACUUGUGUCUAUUUGGCCUGUAAGGUGGAAGAGUUUAAUGUUAGCAUGGAUCAAUUUGUCGCCAAUGUAAAAGGUGAUCGAGCCAAAGCCGCAGAUAUUGUUCUUAACAAUGAAUUACUUUUAAUGUCACAAUUAAAAUAUCAUUUAACUGUUCACAAUCCAUACCGUCCAAUUGAAGGAUUUCUCAUUGAUAUUAAGGCUCGAUUCAUGAAUCCUGCCGAUGUUGAGAAACUCAGAGGUCCAAUUGAUACUUUCAUUGAGAGUGUUUUCUUUACCGAUGCAUGUUUAUUAUUCAGUCCAUCUCAAAUUGCCUUAGCCAGUGUUAUCGAUGCUGCAAUUAAAUGUAGAAUCAACUUGGAAAGUUAUCUAAUUGAUCUACUUUUCGCUGAUACUCCAGAAAAAUUGGACUCAUUUUACGAAAUGAGAACAUCUUUAAAAUUAAUGAUUGAUAAUAUUGAGCAAGUUUCCAGGAAUCAAGUGAAAAUGAUUGAACAAAAAUUGGAAUCAUGUAGAAAUCAGACCAAUAAUCCUGAUAGUAAAGAAUAUAAAAGAGCAAUUGAAGAAGCCAUGGAAAAUGAAGAAGCUGAACCAAUCAUGAAAUACGCCAAGAUCAGUGAGGAACAACGGAAACAUGAUGAUUCCUAUUUAAAUCCAAGUUCAUCAUCAAGUAGAUCAUACAAAUGAUUUUUCUAAUUGUUUGACAACAAACGAAUAUGUUGACCAUCAUAUUGGACUAAUGAUUAACCACCAAGGAAGAAACUUUUCAUUUCUUCUCAACUAAAAACAAGCAAAAACUGGAAAUUCUCAUCUAAUUAUCGUUAAAUUACCAACUCUGAUCAUCAACAAUUAUCGAUUGCCAAUAUUUUGUUUUCUCGUGUUAAAAUUGAAUCAAAAGAGAAUCAACAAUCAGCGAUAAAUCUCUCGAUUAACAAUUAACAUUACCCAAAGUGUUGAUAAUUAAUGUUAACCUAAUUUUCACCAGAUAAAUGUAAAUCCUAAUUGACAUUUAUUCAAACCUCAAACCUCAAAAAGCAAACAAUUAACUUUCCAAUCAAUUGAAUUGAAUUUGAAAAAACAACAACAACAAAUGCUUUAAACUCUUGAAGUCAAUUGUUGAUUGUCUUGAUACUCACAAAGCUAAUUGUUGAUUAUUUUAUAUUAUUUUUUGACAGAAAAAAAUAACACCAAAUAACAAUAAUUAAAUUGUAAUUGAAACAAAAAACUCUCUACUUUGUUAAUUGGAAAGAAAAUUGUUCCAAUUAAAUUAAAGUGAUGGCGCUUAAAGCAUAAGAA
Messenger RNA from Panonychus citri (citrus red mite), 1754 nucleotides. RefSeq names its product cyclin-H-like (gene CycH). The coding region runs from base 138 to 1145 and encodes 335 amino acids. Gene Ontology annotation, cellular component: nucleus; transcription factor TFIIK complex. Gene Ontology annotation, biological process: regulation of transcription by RNA polymerase II; DNA-templated transcription; regulation of cyclin-dependent protein serine/threonine kinase activity. The record is from RefSeq and is a predicted model, not a curated record. NCBI's taxonomy places the organism in Eukaryota, Metazoa, Arthropoda, Arachnida, Trombidiformes, Tetranychidae. Gene Ontology annotation, molecular function: cyclin-dependent protein serine/threonine kinase regulator activity. The transcript is spliced from 6 exons.